Messenger RNA from Austrofundulus limnaeus, 5984 nucleotides. It is a transcript of the gene nedd4a, whose product is annotated as NEDD4 E3 ubiquitin protein ligase a. The record is from RefSeq and is a predicted model, not a curated record. The coding region runs from base 119 to 3850 and encodes 1243 amino acids. NCBI's taxonomy places the organism in Eukaryota, Metazoa, Chordata, Actinopteri, Cyprinodontiformes, Rivulidae. The transcript has 25 exons. Gene Ontology annotation, cellular component: cytoplasm. Gene Ontology annotation, biological process: ubiquitin-dependent protein catabolic process; receptor catabolic process; neuromuscular junction development. Gene Ontology annotation, molecular function: sodium channel inhibitor activity; protein binding; ubiquitin protein ligase activity.
UGAUCACAGAGCAGUGUGUGGAGCAGUUGCUUUUGCUCUCCCUCUCUUUUUUUUUUUCUACCAGCGAGUUUGAUCAUGGUUCUCUCACCAGCUCUGUGGGGAUUUGAGAGUUAAACAAAUGUCACGUCAGCUCCGCUUGCAUUUUGYGUCAAGAAGAAGCAACACGGACCCCCUGUCGGAAAGUUUCAGCAGCCACGGUGAAGACGGAGUCRGUGUGUCAGCUCAUGGCCCCGCAGAGAGUCUGGCGCACAGUUCUGUCCACUUGAAGGUGACUCCUCUGUCACCAGACUUUGCCAGCAGUCAGUGCUCUUCAGUGUUCAUACCCAGGGUUAACACUGGAGGGUGUAAUAAGAAGAAUGUCCUGCAAAUCUCGCUGCAGCCUUGUGGAAAACUUAGUGGAGACCUGGACGGCAGCAUAGAKGAUGGAGACACAGCUGUUGUUGGUGAGAGUGGAACUGGUUCCGGCUCUGACGGAGGCUCUUGCAACAGCAGCAUGGCUAGUGAUGCAGGUUACUGUAGCAGCAACAGCAUCUUUGAGCCGGAGUUUCCAGAAAAGCACAGGACGAACCAGGAGAGGACUUCACUUCGCCACAAGUGCAAGGUCCCGCUGAGACGCUGCUCCUCUUUGAUUAUAAUUCCAAAGAGCCCUUGCAGCACCCCACCUGCCUCCCCAGUAGGUCCUCUUUCUCUGUUGGCUCACCUACCACCGAGGGGAUCUAUUCAGUCACAUCAUCAAACACCUUCCUGUGAAUUCCCACAAGAGGAAGAGGGAGUUACGACUUCUGAAAAUGGUCAUCAUCAAAUAAAAGGAAGCUGCUCGGCUGAGCUUAAGGACACAAAACACAUGGUGCACUUUAAUAUCCCUUUACAGGAUGAACCAAGAUGCAAAGCAGAGGACAAGAAUGUGGUGACGGAGCUGUCAUCAGCUCCUGACAGAUCUAAUCUUCAUUCUAGCAGCGUCCUGCUGCAUUUUGCCCAUCAGAGACCACUGAUAUCUGUGACAGGAGCCACAACAAUGGCUGCAGUCAAAGAAACUCAUUCCUCAACUGAAAACUCUGGACUUAAAGACGACACUCACAAAAAACUGUAUCGCAGUACCUCUGCUUGUUUGUUUUCCUCAACUAAGUCAUCAGAGAAAAACAAUAAAGACCAUUCAUCAGGAAAAGAUCAGCUCAGGCCUGAUAGAAAGCACUGUCAUCAGGCCAUACAGAGGAGCUUUUCCCUUGAGGUGCCCUAUCCUAACAGUGGAAUUUCAUGUCACGUUUCUAACUCAAAGCUCAGCAGCCCGUGCUCUCCACAUGUACAUAUUCAUUUGUCCCCAUUCUGCCCUGCAAAGUUUUCCAGCUCUGUUAUGGAUUUUAAUAAAAGACGUAAAGGAAGUAAUACAGUAAACAAUUCAGGUGAAAAUGAGACACGUGAUGAUUUCCUCGGGCAGGUGGACGUCCCCUUAAAUCAAAUUCCGACAGAAAAUCCAAACUCAGAAAGACCAUACACAUUCAAGGAUUUUCUGCUCCACCCACGAAGCCAUAARUCCAGGGUUAAAGGUCAUCUGCGUCUCAAAAUGACCUAUCUGCCAAAAAACUCAGGCUCAGAAGAAGAGGCGGCAGAUCAGACUGAGGACUCGGAUCCUGGUUGGGAGCUUCUGGAGUCACAGGAUAUGUCAGGUCCCAGACAAAGUCAGCUACUGCCUCCUCUGCCCCAAGGCUGGGAGGAGCGGCAGGACAACCUGGGAAGAAUCUACUACGUCAACCACGAAAGAAGAACCACACAGUGGCAGCGACCCACAGCACUGGACAGUGAUGUGGAAGUUCAGAGAAGACAGAACAACAACAUGGAUGCGGAGCUUCCCUUCAUUACACGCAGACAGAUUUCAGACCAUGAUGAAAACACUGCACACGAGCCUUCAGAGAGCUGGGAAAUCAUUACAGAAGAUGAGUCCACCUUGUAUCAUAGAAAUAACCACAUAUCCCCUUUCUCUCAAGAGCCACAGCUCUCAGCUCAAGAGCAGCGCCCCUCCCAGACCAGUCGUGUGAGUAAUUCAAACCAUUCCAGUCUYAGAGAAAGUGCUCAGACUGUAGCCGGAGAGGAAAGUCCCAUUAAUCCCGUGUUGCGUCCAACCUCAGCUAACUUGCCUCCAGGCUGGGAGGAGAAGAGGGACAAUAAAGGAAGACGCUACUUUAUCAACCACAACACCCGAACUACCACGUGGGUUCGACCUGUUAUUCAGAGAUCUUCAGAUGCAGCAUCAGGGCCAUCAGCAGCAUCAGUGCCAUCAGCAGCAUCAGGACCAUCAGCAGCAUCACACAGUGGARCAGGCUCAUCUCAAAGCCUGUCACCACCCCAGCCGACUGUUCGAGCUGAUCAGGCUCCUCAGUACACACCAAGCACCGACCACACCCCAGCUGAAGGUGGCUCCUUACCCCAAGGCUGGGAGGUCCGCAGUGCUCCCAACGGAAGGCCCUUCUUCAUCGAUCAUAACACAAAGACCACUACCUGGGAAGAYCCCAGGUUUAAGGUUCCUACACAUAAGAGGAGGGCAGCCUCGCUSGACCCAGCUGACCUCGGCCCUCUGCCACCUGGUUGGGAAGAACGGGUCCACACUGACGGGAGAGUAUUCUACAUAGAUCACAACACCAGGAACACACAGUGGGACGAUCCCAGGUUACAGAACUCAGCUAUAACUGGACCUGCAGUGCCUUACUCUCGAGAUUAUAAACAGAAGUAUGAAUACUUCAGAAAGAAGCUGAAGAAGCCRGCCGACAUCCCAAACCGCUUUGAGAUGAAGCUUAAACGAAGUACGGUGCUGGAGGAUUCAUACCGACGCAUCCUCGCCGUGAAGAGGCCGGACCUGCUGAAGGCUCGGCUGUGGGUGGAGUUUGAGGGAGAGAAAGGACUGGACUAUGGGGGUGUGGCCAGGGAGUGGUUCUUCCUCAUGUCCAAGGAGAUGUUUAACCCGUACUAUGGACUGUUUGAGUAUUCUGCCACAGACAACUACACGCUGCAGAUUAACCCUAACUCAGGUUUAUGUAAUGAGGACCACUUGUCUUACUUCAAGUUCAUCGGUCGUGUUGCUGGCAUGGCUGUGUAUCACGGAAAACUCCUUGAUGCUUUCUUCAUACGGCCUUUCUACAAAAUGAUGCUGCAGAAGCCGAUUGCCCUGCAGGACAUGGAGUCUGUUGACAGUGAGUAUUUCAACUCCCUGAAGUGGAUUUUGGAGAAUGACCCAGAAGACUUGGACAUGAUGUUUACCAUUGACGAGGAACUGUUUGGAGAGACCCAUCAGCAUGACCUGAAGCCUGGUGGAUCCGAGAUUGUCGUCACCAAUGAAAACAAGAAGGAAUACAUCCACCUGGUGAUGCAGUGGCGGUUUGUGCACAGAGUACAGAAGCAGAUGAUGGCCUUCAAAGAUGGUUUCUUUGAGCUGAUACCACAAGAUCUGAUCAAGAUUUUUGAUGAGAAUGAGCUCGAGCUGCUCAUGUGUGGUCUCGGCGAUGUGGACGUGAACGACUGGAGGAAAAACACUAAGUACAAGAACGGCUACACUUCUGAACACAAAGUUAUCCUCUGGUUUUGGAAAACUGUGCUGCUGAUGGACGCAGAAAAACGAAUCCGGCUCUUACAGUUUGUGACGGGAACGUCAAGAGUCCCGAUGAACGGCUUUGCUGAGCUCUACGGGUCUAAYGGACCUCAGCUGUUUACCAUCGAGCAGUGGGGUACAAGUGACAAACUUCCCAGAGCCCACACAUGCUUCAACCGGCUGGAUCUUCCACCUUAUGAGUCCUUUGAGGAGCUGAAGGAGAAGCUUCACAUCGCCAUUGAAAAUGCACAGGGUUUUGACGGUGUGGAUUAGAGCGUACACAGCAAAAUGACAGAAUUGCUAACAGAAUAAAGCCAGGCUGAGUGGCCUGGAGAAGAAACAAAACAAAAUAAAGCUUCGGAGCAUUGGAGGUGAAUCUUAACCUGCCAGCUGACUGAUGAAGAAAACAUCACUCGACCCUCUCUGCUUCUAUGUUGGUGCUCACAAGGAAAGACACCACGUCUAGAGCGACUGGAGUGUUUUUAUAUCUCUCCAUGUUUUUUAAAGUUUACAAAUCAGUUUUUUUUCUAUUUGAUUAAAAAAAGUCACUCAAAGCAGUAUGUAUAAAUCAUCUGUUCUGCCAAAUGCUUAAAUGUGCAAAAAAUAUUGCAAUAUAUAUUCCUUGAGCUGAUGCAAUGAAAAAUACUGUGAAGGAAAUUUGAAAGAACUUUAGUUUAAUGUGGUCCUCCUCAAGCUCACUCAUCUAAUACUUAUGUCUUUUGUCUUCACAGCACAUUAGAGGAGAGAAAGGUUUAAGACCCCAGCCAAAGUCAUWAGUAAAGAGUUUUAUACUUAGCACUUACUCUUAAUGUCAUGUAUUUGCAAGUUUCAAACAAGGGUUCAGCCACUACCAGCUACAAGCUAACCAAUGACAAAUAAAAGAUGCUAACAUUUAGCAAUCAGAUGCAUCUGCUGCUCACAAAUUUAAUUGGUUUAAAUCCCACUCAGGUGUGAAGCUUGACUGCAUCUGACUUUUUCUCCUUUUUUUUUUUUUUUACUUUAACUCAUGAUUUCUGCAAAUCUGGGCCAGAUUAGAACAAGAAUAGCUGGAUGCACAACACUCUUUAUCUGGUCACUUUAAAAAAAGAAAAWUUUCAGCCCCCAUUUCAGAGGUGAGGCUCAUUUUGACAUUUGGAAAUUCUUUGUUUGCCAUAACAUAAUUAAACUGGUGCAUCUUUAAACUUUUUUCUGUAUUUUAUCAUUCCUGUGUUUGAAAAAAGCAGACGCAGUGGAUAAGAUAUGGACCUCAAAUGCAUUUAUCACAGAAAAUCUACAGGUCUACAAAUCUGAGCAGCUUCAGUUAAAAUAAAUGUUUUAUUAAUGUAGUGGUGUACCAAUAACAGGACCAGCUAAAGACUAAAUAAAUUUGUCUGUAUUUAGUGUAAUCUAACACUAAGAGACGCAGUGUUAGAAUGUGCUGAAACUCAAUGCAUACUUGUACAUAUUAAUGUAAGAUAGCUGCUUUUUCACUUGCUCAGAUAUUAUGUGGAUUUAUAUUGUACCCGAAAAUAAACAAACUACAGAUUUAUAAAUCAUUUGUUUAUAUAAACCUCCUGUGUUGUUCAGUAGCUUCUCAAGUUUAACUUUGUGUACCAGAAAAUUUAAUAAAUGUAAAUAUGCCUUUUUUUUCCCACCUGGGGUUAUAACUUCGCUCAAACAUUAUCAGACAAGCUGCCUUAAACAUUUUGCUAAAAACUUUGCCUUUUGCUGUUUAAAUAUCAGUUUAUCUCCAACUCAUUAAGAGUGUCUAUAUGCUCUAUUUUUAAGAGUGAAACUUUUUUUUCUUCUCUAAAUAUGUACAGAUUAUUUUUUUUAUCAAACUGGGCGAUGACUUGUGAUACUUUUGUGAGCAACUCAAGUUUUACCACUUUUCUGAAGAGUGAGACGCGUUUACAGUCGCUGCCAUGUUUACAGAUCUGUGAGGGAAGAAGGUAAACUGGGYCGGUUCUCGUCUCUGAUGAUGCUCUUUACUACUUAUGCUUUUAUAAAAAAAACUUUAAAAAAGAAGCACUUUCUUAACGUUAAAGAGUCUUACUUCUAAAUUUGUCAGCCUGUCCUGCAGACAGCCUAAACCUCUGUCAGAACGUCAUCUUACGCUUCGAGUGCACGUGGGUUUAAAUGUUUACAUGUGAAUCUUGCAUAAAAUGAGCACAUUCUCCUCUUUCCCUUUUUUAAUUUAAAACUGAAAGGCCUUUAUGUGUAAUGUGUUGUAGACUCUUAAUUAUGACUGUUGUAUGUUUGAAGUCCUAUUACAGGUUUAUUGUAUCAGAUUUUAUGAUUGUGACACCUAUAAGUGCUUUACAAUACAAGAUGCAAAAAUUAAAUCUUUAAAUUGUUGAUGACCUGUGGAUAAAAGCAGACUGAAUAUAAAUAUAUUUCCAAAAUAAACAAAUAUAAAAACAGGUAA